Pantherophis guttatus is the source of this 5864-nucleotide messenger RNA. Lineage: Eukaryota; Metazoa; Chordata; Lepidosauria; Squamata; Colubridae. The record is from RefSeq and is a predicted model, not a curated record.
AGAUGGUGGUCAAACAGGCAACACCUGUGCCUAGAAAGCGGGUAUCAUCCGUGGUUGAGCUUAAAGGAGUUAAAACCAUAGAGUACUUUAUUGCUAGAAAGGUUGGAAGGCGAGGGAAGAGUAGAAGGCAGUCGAGUUUCCUUUUGAAAAAGCACCUUUGGGACAGCCGAACUUCCUCUUCCGGAUGACUGAUGGGAGGAAGUUGGUGUGCAGAGCGGCUUUUGUGCUGUUUCCAUGGCGGAAGCAGCAGCUGGCAGGCAAACAGGAUGGCAAUAAGAGCACUCUGGACAACUGUAAAUAACAAGCAAAGUUGAAAAGGGAAGGAAAUCAAGCCAGAAAUCAAAAUAUUUUCCUUUUCCUUCAGAAAACCAUACAAUUCUGCUUCUCCUCCAGCAGCUGUUAGACAAAAGAGAGAAAAUCAAAAAAGAAUAAGCAGAUUAUGCAGAACUGAAGGAUACAUUACAUGAAAAGUGAAGAGAGAUUAUCAUUCAGCAAAAGAGGGAAAUAUCUGGAAGUCAGUGGGGAGGAAACUGUCAAUAGUAAAGUCACGCAGAACAGACAGGAAUACAGGCUUCUCCCUGUGAAGAAGAAAAUGGCUUGAAUGAUAGCACCGCUAAACAAGGCAUUGUCCAUAUUUGUUUACCUCCUCAAGAAUAUCAGCUGUGGAAAAGCUUCAUAGAUUUGCCUAUUGUGGAAAAAGCACUGAUUGCAAAUAACAGCUGAUUAUGCACAAGAGGAGCCAGAAAGGAGAAAAGCCAUACAAAUUACCUGAUUGUGGGAAAAACUAUGCUUUAGUGAGCAUGGCAAUAUGUUGCUACAUCAGAUAACUCACAGGAGGGAGAAAACAUAUGACUGUGGAGAUUCUGUGAAAGUUUCAUGAGAAAUUCCCAGGUCAUGACACGCUAAAGGACACACACACAGGAAUAUAACCAUUUGAACGUCCUUUCUGCGGGAAAUGUUUCAGUGAGAAUUCCAUCCUUGUGAAGCACCCGAGGACUCACACAACAGUGAAACCCUUUGAAUGUCCUGAUUGUGGAAAAAGUUUCAAUCACAAUUUCAGUCUGAUGUGUCAGUAGAUUGACUCCACAAAGAAACUAUAUGAAUGUCUAGAUUGUGGGGAAAUGUUCAUUACAAUUUUCCAUCUCAUGAGACACCAGAGAACUCACUCGGAAGAGAAGCCCUUUGAAUGUCCUGAUUAUGGGACAGUCACAAUUCCAGCCUAGGAUUAAACCAGAAGACUCACAUAGGAGAGAAAUGCUUUGAAUGUCCUGAUUGUUGGGAAACUUUCAGUUAUAAUUCCAAUUUGGUGAUACAUCAAAGGACUCGUAAAGGAGAAAAACCUGUACAAUGUCCUGACUGUGGGAGAAGUUUCAGUUGUAAUUCACGCCUGAUUCCAUGGAGAAAUCUCAUGAGUGUCGAGAUUGUGGGAAAGGUUUCAUUAGAAAUUCCCACCUCCUGAGACACAAGACCACGCACACAGGAGAGAAACCCACUGAAUGUCCUGACUGUGGGAAAAGCUUUAGUGAUAAUUCCAGCCUGGUGAAACACCAAAGGAUUCACACAGGAGAGAAACCCUUUGAAUGUCUUGACUGUGGGAAACGUUACAGUCAGAAUUCCCACCUGGUGAUACACCAGAGGACUCACACAGGAGAGAAACCCUUUGAAUGUCCUAUCUGUGGGAAAAGCUUUAGUGAUAAUUCCAAUCUGCUGACACACCAGAGGAUUCACACAGGAGAGAAACCCUUUGAAUGUCCUGACUGUGGGAAACGUUACAGUCAGAAUUCUCACCUGGUAACACACCAGAGGACUCACACAGGAGAAAAACCCUUUGAAUGUCCUAUCUGUGGGAAAAGCUUUAGUGAUAAUUCCAAUUUGCUGACACACCAGAGGACUCACACAGGAGAGAAACCCUUUGAAUGUCCUGACUGUGGGAAACGUUACAGUCAGAAUUCCCACCUGGUGAUACACCAGUGGACUCACACAGGAGAGAAACCCUUUGAAUGUUCUAUCUGUGGGAAAAGCUGUAGUGAUAAUUCCAAUCUGCUGACACACCAGAGGACUCACACAGGAGAGAAACCCUUUGAAUGUCUUGACUGUGGGAAACGUUACAGUCAGAAUUCCCACCUGGUGAUACACCAGAGGACUCACACAGGAGAGAAACCCUUUGGAUGUCCUAUCUGUGGGAAAAGUUUUAGUAAUAAUUCUAGCCUUGUGAAACACCAGAGGAUUCACACAGGAGAGAAACCCUUUGAAUGUCCUGAUUGUGGGAGAUGUUUCAGUCGCAAUUACACGCUGGUGACACACCAGAGGACUCACACAGGAGAGAAACCGUUUGAAUGUCCUGAUUGUGGGAAAAGUUUUAGUCACAGUUCCAGUCUGGUGACACACCAGAGGAUUCACACAGGAGAGAAACCCUUUGAAUGUCCUGUCUGUAGGAAAGGUUUUUGUGAUCAUUCCAGCCUGAUGAGACACCAGAGGACUCACACAGGAGAGAAACUCUUUGAAUGUCCUAUCUGUGGGAAAAGCUUUAGUGAUCAUUCCAAUCUGCUGACACACCAGAGGACUCACACAGGAGAAAAACCCUUUGAAUGUCCUAUCUGUGGGAAAAGCUUUAGUGAUAAUUCCAAUUUGCUGACACACCAGACAACUCACACAGGAGAGAAACCCUUUGAAUGUCCUGACUGUGGGAAACGUUACAGUCAGAAUUCCCACCUGGUGAUACACCAGUGGACUCACACAGGAGAGAAACCCUUUGAAUGUUCUAUCUGUGGGAAAAGCUUUAGUGAUAAUUCCAAUCUGCUGACACACCAGAGGACUCACACAGGAGAGAAACCCUUUGAAUGUCCUGACUGUGGGAAACGUUACAGUCAGAAUUCCCACCUGGUGAUACACCAGAGGACUCACACAGGAGAGAAACCCUUUGAAUGUCCUAUCUGUGGGAAAAGUUGUAGUAAUAAUUCUAGCCUUGUGAAACACCAGAGGACUCACACAGGAGAGAAACCCUUCGAAUGUCCUGAUUGUGGGAGAUGUUUCAGUCGCAAUUACACGCUGGUGACACACCAGAGGACUCACACAGGAGAGAAACCGUUUGAAUGUCCUGAUUGUGGGAAAAGUUUUAGUCACAGUUCCAGCCUGGUGACACACCAGAGGAUUCACACAGGAGAGAAACCCUUUAAAUGUCCUGUCUGUAGGAAACGUUUUUGUGAUCAUUCCAGCCUGAUGAGACACCAGAGGACUCACACAGGAGAGAAACCCUUUGAAUGUCCUGACUGUGGGAAACGUUACAGUCAGAAUUCCCACCUGGUGAAACACCAGAGGAUUCACACAGGAGAGAAACCCUUUGAGUGUCCUGACUGUGGGAAAAGUUUCAGUCAGAAUUCCCACCUAGUGAUACACCAGAGGACUCACACCGUGGAGAAAUCUUUGAAAUGUCCUCCAGAAGUUAAAACUGUUUUAAUCAGCUGAGAAACAGUUUGGACACAACUUGGAUGGACUGCCCAAGAACCUAUGCGAAGUCUGUCCACAAGCAGCUGCAAAAAAAGUCAGGCAGCAGUGCAACAGGUGUCAGGGUGUGGGAGGCCUGGCUGCGAUGGUCCUAAGGAAAGCGGGUAAGAUAUGCCCCGAAACUAAAACCUGGUUCUUAUUUUGGGGCCCAAAAGAAAAUAAAACUGGGUCUUAUUUUCGGAGAAAUACAGGGUAUGUAUAUAUGUAUAAUCUAUCUCCAGCACUUCCGGGUAUAUAUGAUGAUAACUCUUUGCAAUUCUAUGAACCCAUGAUUGACCCAGGUCAACAAAUAAAUAUCAUAACUGAAUGGGUAUUUGACAUGUCUAUAGAAAAUGUAAAUAAUUAAUGUAAGAGGUUAAGUUAGCAUUUUGGCAUCUUUGUCUUUUAUUGUAUUGUAUGCCUUUGGAUCUGUUUUUUUAAAAAUAUUGUGCAGCCAUUUUAUAAACCAUAAUUAAACUAACCCUUUUAUGUGAAUCUUACAGGCAAAAAGAAUGCCAAAGGGAGCACUGUGGAGAACUGAAUCACAAGCAGAGCCGCUUAUUGGCCCUGGGCGCCCGAGAGAAGUACCAGCUGGCCAUUUCGAAAGGGGCGGGAGCAGUUUAUGCAGUGGGCAAGCCGCGGGACACAGUCUGAACCUCCUCGGUUGUGGUGCUUCCCCUGAUAAUUCCAGCCUGGUGAAACACCAGAGAACUCACACAGGAGAGAAACCCUUUGAAUGUCUUGACUCUGGGAGAUGUUUCAGUCACAAUUACACACUGGUAACACACCAGUGGACUCACACAGGAGAGAAACCCUUUGAAUGACUUAUCUGUGGGAAAGGUUUUUGCGAUAAUUCCAACCUGGAGAGACACAAGAGGACUCACACAGGGGAGAAAACUUUCAAAUGUUCAAUCUGUAGAUGUUACUUCAGACAUAAAUCAUCACUUAUUGCACACUACGAAAUACAUAUGAGGCAAAAGUAGAUGAGUUUAGAGAAGGCUUUUCCUUUGUAAUCUCCCAUUGAAAGUGUGGGUGAGAAAUUGACUAAUUGAAUUCUGGCCUGAUUCUUUUUACUCAAAACAUAUCUCAGGAUUAGAUUUAUAGAUAGAGAGAAAAGGGAAAUGGAAAAAGGCUCACUUUUUUGGUUAUCAGCAGAACGUUUUGUUUCUGGUUAUUGGCAGCAGUUUCUGGAUAUUUCCUUUUGUAGAAGUAGUGAAAUUCCUCAUGGCUUCUGGAUGAUAGUUUUGAAGAUUGAUUAUGUAACUCCCAUAUGUGGAGUUUCAGCCUUCUACCUUGGUUUCCUCUAGAUUUUUAGUCCCAGAAUUCCCCAGCCAACAUAUAAAUAGUCCUCAAGAUACAACUGUCAUGGCCUUGCAAUUAUGGUUGCAUGUUGCCACGGCUGUUAAGUGAGAUUGCUUUUCUUAACUACCCGAAUCAUUUCUUACUCCCACUGGGUCCCUGCAGUCCUUAGGUCUGACUCCCACCCCACCAGGCCUCACAUCCUCCUCCUCCUCAUCUGUUAAAGAUCUCUGAUCCUCAUGUCGGGGAAGGAUGGGAGGACACGUAUCCCUGGGCCUCAUAACUGUCCUGGAAGCAGCCACUAUUUUCAGUGGGCCCCUGAUUCAUCCCUGGGCCAUGGGAUGGACUUGUGGAAGUGGCUGCCAUUUUGCCACACUGUCCACACUGUCGCGCAGAAGAGGGACAAGCCUCUGUUUGCUACCUUAACAUGAGGAAAAACAUGUACAGUUGAAAAUCUUUCAUUUUUAAAAAUGCAUCAUGUUAGAAGUAUCAGUAGCUUUUGACAAGGGAAAAAAUGGGUUUGUCAGUGUUGCUAUGAACAUUAGGGCAAGGCAAGAAGCUCAGAGUUGCCUCAAACUGCAAGAUGGACAGUGAUUAAAUUUAAUAAUAAAUGAAUUUAAUAAUAAAAAGGUAACGUAAAAUUCAUUUCCCAGCUCCUGCUGAGUGAUGUGGAUUCCACAGAUACAGUGGAUUUCUAAUACACUACAAUUGUUAACUUGUAUUUUUCUUUAAAAAAAUAGGUCAGGAUUUCUUUGAAGUUUUCCAAAUAAUCCCUACAAGUAAAGAGAGGAACAUUAUUUGGAGCAAUGAACAGAUAUUUAAGCUAUGCAAAUGAAUGAUCCUGAUUUUGCUGACUUUAGGCGUCACCAAAGAAUAGCAAGUUUGUUCAUUUCACUAACACAAUUCAGAGGACUGGUUCCAAUUUUUUUUCUAGUGGAUCAUACUGUUGGUAGGUAGUGCAGGCUGUCUGUGGGUAUAUUGACCCUGUAAAGUACAGUAUGCUACACAGGAAGUGCUUUGCAUGGCAUCUUGAGUUCCUGAAUGAAAAGGAAAUCAAUAAAAUAUACCUUGCGGUUCAUUUA